This is a messenger RNA of Harpia harpyja (harpy eagle), 4379 nucleotides long. It is a transcript of the gene BDH1, whose product is annotated as 3-hydroxybutyrate dehydrogenase 1. Lineage: Eukaryota; Metazoa; Chordata; Aves; Accipitriformes; Accipitridae. The record is from RefSeq and is a predicted model, not a curated record. Gene Ontology annotation, molecular function: oxidoreductase activity. The transcript is spliced from 8 exons. The coding region runs from base 190 to 1221 and encodes 343 amino acids.
GGCGCCCCGCACGGCCGCAGCCUAUCGCCGCCGCCGCCCCGGCCCUUCCCCCGGCCCGCCCCCCGCCGCGCCCCGGCAGCCGGGGCACCGGCCCAGCCUCAUUCAAACGGCAGCAGCGCCCGGCCCGCCGGCGGCUCCAGAGCUGAGGGAGAACAGUCUUGCUGUUGGUAGAGUGUGUUAAUUGAAAGCAUGUUGGCUACCAAGCUGUGCCGGCCUCUCCUGAACUUCUCUGUGAAAGCCCUGAAUUUCAAGGACCCAGGGAGUGCCUUCAGGCCUGUGCAAAGAUUUUGCUUCCCUCUCUUGUCCUCAUGUGGCAGCCGCUCUUAUGCAAGUGAAGUCGAUCAGAUUGGCAGCAGAGCUGUGCUUAUAACAGGUUGUGACUCAGGGUUUGGAUUUGCCUUGGCCAAGCACCUGCAUGGCAAAGGCUUCAUUGUUUACGCUGGCUGCCUGCAAAAGGACAAGGGAGAUGGUGGCUCCAAGGAGCUGGACAACAUGAACAGUGAUAGAAUGAGAACUGUCCAGCUCAACGUCUGUGACAGCAAAGAAGUGGACCGAGCAGUGGAGCACGUGAAUAGCAGCCUGGAGGACCCACAGAAAGGGCUCUGGGGGCUGGUUAACAAUGCUGGCAUCUCCACAUUCGGGGAAGUCGAGUUCACCAGCAUGGACACCUACAUGGAGGUAGCUGAAGUGAACCUGUGGGGGACUGUGCGAACCACCAAGGCUUUCCUUCCUCUCAUCCGGAGGUCAAAGGGUCGUGUGGUGAACAUCAGUAGCAUGAUGGGUCGGAUGGGCAGUCCUGCCCGGUCACCAUACUGCAUCACCAAGUUUGGCGUGGAAGCCUUCUCCGACUGCCUGCGGUACGAAAUGCAGCCCCAGGGGGUGAUGGUCAGCAUCGUGGAGCCUGGCAACUUCAUAGCUGCCACCAACCUGUACAGCCCUGAGCGAAUCAAAGCCAUAGCUGACAAAAUGUGGGACGAGCUCCCUGAGAUAGUGCGCAAAGACUAUGGCAGGAAGUACUUCGAUGAGCAGGUCAGCAAGAUGGAGACGUACUGCAACAGCGGCUCAACAGACACCUCGCCGGUCAUCGAAAGCGUGGCCCACGCGCUCACCUCCACAACCCCCUACACCCGCUACCACCCCAUGGAUUACUACUGGUGGCUGCGCAUGCAGAUCAUGACACACAUGCCUGCUGCCAUUUCAGAUCGGCUCUAUGUCUAUUGAGGCCUCAUACUCCUAGGCUACCCAGCUCUUAAACCUGCAUCUUAAACCGGACUCCCACAGUUUACAAAGGAUUAUUAUGGAUUAUUCCCAGGGAGCAGGAAGAGAAACUGAGCUCUGAAGAGGGGAGGGGGAUGGUGGUGAUUCAGCAAGGCAGGCACACAGCAGGUCACUGACAGACCCAAAAUAAAACCCUGGGAGAGACUUGUUGGCUUUGUGAUCUUCUCCAGAGUCCUAGCAGUGGUAGCUGCAUCUUGUGGUGCAGGGAGGAGUAUUGUCUCAUUUUCCAGUAAGUCGACUUCUCUCUGGGACUAAAUGUAGCAGUAUGAGCCACAGGAGACCCAGCAGGCACAAGGGCUAACUCGCAAGGCAGAGCAAAACACCUGGAUAACGAUGUUUGCUGCAGAUGACACAGCAGACAGAGAAAAGCCUUUACAAGAAAAGUUCUUGUAGUCUAAAAAUUUAACCCCAAGAUGCUAAGUAACAUAAAAAAUCAUGUAAUUCUGCUUGGGAUGCUAGCUCCCAAUUUUACACACUGCUGUGUUUUAAUACAGACAUCAAUGAAGUUAGGUAUGGAAAAGACUGAGUGCGCAGCUGAGUUAUCUCAGUUUAGCUCAGAGACCCCUGAGAGCAAAUGCAGCAGAUAUUUAGCAGUACCACAUUCAUUCCCAGCCAGAAAGAUAAAGCCAAACAGUGAUAACUGCACUCACAUCUACACAGCAUCUCUUCUGGAGGCUUCUGAACUCUUUCACAUUAGGUGCCCACAGGGAGCCCUGAAGCCAUGCCACCACUCUGGGGCUGGAGGAGAUGUGACGGUAGCGGUGCCCUGCAGUGUGAUUCAUAGGGGACUGUGUGGCCACAUACGAUAGGAAGGUGAUGGCUAGGGUGCUCCUGUGCAUCACGGCUGUUCCUAGGUUUCUGUGCAAGUUUUCCUGAUACGGCGAGAGUUUGGAAGCUGAUACGUGGCCAGGAGGGCAGCAAGCUGGCUAGUUUUCCUGCUGGGAUCUUGGCAAUCCCACAAUUUCAGGGUUUGCCCUGAGAAACACAUUAAAAGCUAAUCCCCUCUGGUUUUGCCUGACUGUCCUUGCGACUCAGUGCAUUCUAGGUCCUGCCUUCAUGGUGCCCCUGUGGCUUCUGGAAUAGGUUCAGCCCACCAAGUUUACUGGCAAACUAAAAAGAACAAAAGCAUAGCAAAGGAGGACUUAGCUGGGCACCUGGUCCUCUGCACUCCCAAAGCUGCCUCAGUGGGAGCUUCUGCCCCCUCAGGAGCAGCUGGGGAGCCUGGAGGGGUCAGUCUGCAGAGGUGCCCACGCCUGGGCUCUCUAGUCUGAUCCCAGCUGGCUGGAGGGAGAGCUCUCCCCACAUUGCUUGCCAGGCAAAGACUGUUGGCGAGGACGCAACAGAUCUCACCAUACAGCAUCCCUUGGGCAACCUGGAGUUAAAAAUAACUUUCCCUUGUGUGGUGGGAGGCAGCAGAGAUGAUGGGGUAAUUUUAACUACAGCUGUUACAUCUUGUUCUGAGCCUUAAUGAGGAAAUCAUGAAGUCCUACCCACUUCAGAACUUUUUGCUCCUAGCGAUGAGGGUGAUGAAUGCUGCAUUUGAGACCAGCAUUUAGUGACCCCUUACUGCCACAUUAUCUGGAUGAAGUGCAGGGAUUUCCCAGUUAGACAGAAAAUAAUUUCACAGCCAGGAAUUCACACAGCUUUGGGAGAGCUGGUCCCAAGCCUGUGCCUCAGCUCCCACAUCCUGGCAGAGGUCUGGCCGAGGCUCCCUUCCAGGCCUCAGCCCUGUGAGUCUGGCUGAGACUCAUGGUCCUGGGCUGGCAGUUUGGAAACAGGACUGCUCUGGAAACAGAAAAGAGGAAAGGACCACUCCUGUUCAGGCAGUGUUAAAUAGCUAAGUGCAGGGCGCCUUCCCCAAUUGAAUUAAAUAUAACAACUAAGUAGAUACUCAAUUAAAUAUAUGAGUGGCUCAGUUGCUGAGCUACAAAGUCAAAUCCCUGUCUGUCCUGAGAUUGGACUGAAGCCAAGGGGCCUUGCUGCAAAGCAUAUGUGCAUCUGCUGGCACUUUGUGGACUAUGGCUUUGAAAAGAAAGUAUCUUCCCAGCAAACAAGAAGGGAGUCGUAAGUAUAACUCACAGAAGAUCUGAUGACACCUCCCUGCGAGAUACCACUCAGGAGUACAGCACCAGUUUCUCUUCCCUCUUUCCCAACAGCGAUGUAAGGCUUGGCAUGCAGCCGUGGGGUACUGCAGACUUAAACUGGUGCUUCCCUCCGUGAGAUGAAGUGCCAGCCUGGUACCACCAAAGCAAUGAGCAGCGAGUUCUUCCUCGCCGUGCAUGAGUACAAGCAGCGGGAGAUGCCAGGGCCAGAGGCAGCCCGUACACCCGUCACACAGACGGCAGGUAGCGCUGGCAGUGCCACCCCCUGCUCGACACCACCCGUCACCUGGGCGUCACAACCCUCACAGGGUGGUGGGUGAAAGGGAUGCUGUGAAUGUGCCCUAAUUUUGGCAGUCAGCUGGGGUAGCACACGCUCCGUCAGCUGGAAAGACUGAGUGCCUGGAAUGGGCUCACCGUCACCCCCUGUCAGCAGAGCGGUGAGGGUGGCCAUGGCAAACACGGGGGUCCCAGCUUGGCCUGUGUUACUGGGGACUUCCACCCACAACCAUGCAGAGAGGGACACGCAGUGGCACAGAUGCCAUUCUGCAGCUCCCUUGCAACCGGUGAGGGACAGGCAGAGGUAGUGGUGUACCACCUUCUACCUUCUAAAGGGCCCCAGGACUUCAGGACUGCCUGGAAGACUGCAGAUCAGGCUGCUCUGCUUCCAUAGCCAGAAGGCAGCUCAUGGCGGUCUGUGGGAAGCGUAGGGGCGAGGAGUCUGGCUAAGAUGUAGGUUGCUAUCUUAAAAUAAUUUUUGCUAUCACAGUGUUUUGUUUGCUACUGAGUGUGGUUAUUCAAAGAUGCCUUUUUGUCAGCAUCUGUCCCCAAUCACAAAUGAGUCUCUCUGUCUUUCUGGGGCUCUACCACCAUAAUGAACUGGAAGAGGAACUGGACCUGUCUGCAGGCUCCUUCAGUCAUCCUCUCCCCUCCCUUCUCUAGCACAAGAUUGUGUAAUUAUUUGUGUGAUGUGGGACAUCUUUAGCAGAAAAGCUUGGGAGA